UUAUGCUCAGUCUUUCUCGUUGUAACGAGCCGGUAUCACGCGCUAACUCUUUCCGUUACGAUCACCGAUCCUACCAAUCGUUCAACAUUCGUUCAAACGAGUCGUUUCUUUUCGUGAUCCUUAAGCAGGCGCCUCGUAUCACGAUGACUAGUUCGAACCAACUUCCCACUUUUAGUUUCUAGUCGACGCUUUUCGGUUGCCGGCUGCCUCCGAGCAACUUCGUCGCUUCAUUUUUUUCCCGGUAAAUUCAUGUGAAAACAAUUCAGAUACUUUGCUUCGUUAGCGAUAGGACGAGAUGAGGGCGAGGUUUCUUCAAUCGGUGCUCGUCGUUGUGAGCGCCAAGAUACUCUUGCCAGUUACCGAUGGUACGGAGAGGAUCGAACAAGCUGAUCCUGGAUCAAGGAGUAAUACUAACAGUAGUACUAAUGGUGGCAAUAAUCAUGGCUCCGACCGCUAUCAGCAUAAUCAUCAACAGCAGCAGUACAAUAAUCAUAACAAAGUAUCAAAGCGCGCUAAACCACUGGAUCCGUCGGAGUAUGAUUACUAUUACGAGGAUGAGGAUGUUGACGAGAGGAACAAUCCAACGAACGAGGGUCCUGUAGUACCACCAGGAUUUCUCAGUCCAUCGGUACGGGAAUAUCUCGAUCUCGGUAAAUCGAUACCCGGUCGACCAGGAACCGAUUAUCCGGUAUUGGGAAAAGUGCCAUACACGAAUUUUUACUGUGACGAUCAACCGUAUCCAGGAUUUUUUGCUGACGUUGAAACUCGUUGUCAGGCUUGGCACUAUUGUGACAUAGACGGAAGACAAGCAACAUUUCUUUGUCCGAACGGAACGCAAUUCAGCCAAGCGGUAUUCGUCUGUGAUUGGUGGUUCAACGUGAGAUGCGAGCUGAGCCCAAAACUUUAUGCAAUAAACAGCAGACUCUACCAGAAGCCUACGGAGAGUCCAACGCGCCCUCACCGCUUGAUCACGAAGGAACUUUUGGAAAACAUAUUCGUCCGAAGGAAAUGAUUAAAAAAUCACUUCCGUUCAGAGCACAAAUAUCUCGAUCACUCGAUUCUUUCGUGUUCGCGAUCGAAGGAAGCGGUGAAACAGAGUUGACAGAUUUGUCAUGAAGGGAGCUCGUCUAAGGAACUCCUCGUGUGAGGUGACAAUCGAAUUUGAAGAUCCUCAUUUUUUUCGCUCCGGCAUUUGCCAAAGUUUGGCACGAUCAAAGUCGUCUUAAUUUAAGAACUUCCUGAGUGUGCUACGGUCUCGCAUUUCAGCUGUAACUAAUGCUCUCGAAAACGAAACUUUGUCACGGUAUUAGGCUAGACUUUGUAUAGUUUAUGUUACGAUGUAAAUGCGAGAGAUUUCGUUGCUGCUCAACUUGUCUCUAAUGCGACUAUUCCAACACCCAAUAAGCUCGAGGCGUGAGUGAAAACGCAACUGAUCAAUACUGCUGUAUAUUAUGAAUAAGAAAUAAAGUAUAAAGGUCUACCAUUUUUACAAGAAA
Molecule: messenger RNA, 1496 nt
Organism: Venturia canescens
Lineage: Eukaryota; Metazoa; Arthropoda; Insecta; Hymenoptera; Ichneumonidae
Exons: 3
Coding region: 296-1012 (238 amino acids)
Cellular component (GO): extracellular region
Molecular function (GO): chitin binding
Source: RefSeq, a predicted model, not a curated record